This is a messenger RNA of Catharus ustulatus (Swainson's thrush), 7551 nucleotides long. It is a transcript of the gene ABI2, whose product is annotated as abl interactor 2. Lineage: Eukaryota; Metazoa; Chordata; Aves; Passeriformes; Turdidae. The transcript has 12 exons. Gene Ontology annotation, cellular component: lamellipodium. Bases 68 to 1699 code for a protein of 543 amino acids. Gene Ontology annotation, molecular function: SH3 domain binding. The record is from RefSeq and is a predicted model, not a curated record.
GCGCGCGGAGCGGGCGGGGGGGCGAGGGACGGACACACGGACGGACGGACGGUGAGAGGAUGUGAAGAUGGCGGAGCUGCAGAUGCUGCUGGAGGAGGAGAUCCCGGGGGGGCGCCGGGCCCUGUUCGACAGCUACACGAACCUGGAGCGGGUGGCCGAGUACUGCGAGACCAACUACAUCCAGUCAGCAGAUAAACAGCGAGCCCUGGAAGAAACCAAAGCCUACACAACACAGUCGUUAGCAAGCGUAGCCUAUCUGAUCAACACUUUGGCCAACAAUGUUCUCCAAAUGCUGGAUAUCCAGGCAUCCCAGCUGCGGCGCAUGGAAUCUUCAAUCAACCAUAUUUCACAAACGGUGGACAUUCACAAAGAGAAAGUUGCUAGAAGAGAAAUUGGUAUCUUGACUACAAACAAAAACACCUCAAGAACUCACAAAAUCAUUGCACCAGCUAACUUGGAGCGACCAGUUCGCUACAUCAGGAAACCUAUUGAUUAUACAAUUCUAGAUGAUAUUGGACAUGGAGUGAAGUGGUUGCUUAGAUUUAAGGUCAGCACCCAGAAUAUGAAGAUGGGUGGGCUGCCUCGCACAACACCGCCCACCCAGAAACCACCAAGUCCACCAAUGUCAGGAAAAGGAACUAUUGGGCGGCACUCCCCGUACCGCACGCUGGAGCCGGUGCGGCCCCCGGUGGUGCCCAACGAUUACGUGCCCAGCCCGACGCGCACCAUGGCCCCGGCCCAGCAGAGCCCCGUCAGAACGGCCUCGGUCAACCAGCGCAACCGCACCUACAGCAGCAGUGGCAGUAGUGGAGGAAGCCACCCAAGUAGUCGGAGCAGCAGUCGAGAGAACAGUGGGAGUGGAAGUGUCGGUGUUCCCAUUGCUGUUCCCACACCAUCUCCUCCUAGUGUGUAUCCAGCCCCUGCUGGCUCAGCUGGCACUUCUCCCCUUCCUGCUACCUCUGCUCCUGCCCCCACUCCUCCUGCUCCUCCUGCCCCUUCCUCCACUGCCCCAGAUGCUGCUGCUGCUGCUGCAGGAGCUCAGCCCCUUGCUGAUGGCUUCACCUCUCCAACUCCCCCUGCUGUUUCUUCCACACCCUCUGCAGGUCACCCAGUUCAGUUCUACAGCAUGAACAGGCCUGCAGCUCGGCACACGCCCCCAACCAUCGGGGGCUCUUUGCCGUAUCGGCGGCCUCCUUCCAUCACAUCACAGACCAGCCUUCAGAACCAGAUGAAUGGGGGCCCCUUCUACAACCAGAACCCAGCAUCCCUUGCUCCUCCUCCCCCCUCCAUCCUACAGGUAACUCCACAGUUACCACUAAUGGGAUUUGUGGCCAGAGUUCAAGAAAACAUUUCAGAUACUCCUCCCCCUCCACCGCCUGUGGAUGAGGCAGUGUUUGAUGAGUCUCCACCUCCACCCCCACCUCCAGAGGAUUAUGAGGAGGAGGAAGCAGCUGUGGUGGAGUACAGCGAUCCCUAUGCUGAGGAGGACCCUCCCUGGGCACCAAGGACAUACUUAGAAAAGGUGGUGGCAAUCUAUGACUACACCAAGGACAAGGAAGAUGAGCUCUCAUUUCAGGAAGGUGCCAUCAUUUACGUCAUCAAGAAAAAUGAUGAUGGCUGGUAUGAGGGGGUCAUGAACGGAGUGACGGGGCUGUUCCCGGGGAACUAUGUGGAGUCGAUCAUGCAUUACUCAGAGUGAAGACAGAGGACAAAACACUGCAUCUCCUGCUGCAGGAGCUGUCAGGGCUUCCCAGAUCUCCACCAGCCUCUGCGGCCCCAUCCAGUAUAACUGAAUGAAGGAUAAUUGUAACAACCACUCUUUUGGGUUUGGUUUGGUUUUUCUUUUUCUUUUCUCCCUCAUGAUAAGACAAUAGUGAUUUGAGUUGUUUGAACAAAUGGCUCUUCAUCUGCCAGCAGAGGCUAUCCUGAGCUAUCUGACUUUGAAUUAAGCUGACCCAUUCAGAUGUAACAAACUUGUUGAUUAGGUCAUACUUCACUCGAAUUCUGACUUCUGACAGGUCUUGGGAUCUGUCUCAGGAAUCCUGUGUGCCCUCACGGUACUACUGUUGGAAACAGUUCCUGGCAUUGGGAAUGUCCUGGAUGCUUGCGGUGAAGGUUACUGGCCAGUGGACAUCCCUCCUGUUUCUACACUACACUCCUGUGCAGCUGGAAGAACAGUUGUGCUAGCAAACACUGGGAUUUCUACACAGAGAUGUCCCUAUAACUGACUUCUAGAUAGCUGGAUGCAUCUUUAGCUUAAACACUUCUGCAGCCGCUCUGCACGUGUAGGCUGACACAGGGCACACAGAGCCAGCUUUCAUUCACUCACCUUUCAGUUUAGACAAUUCAGAUGGCUGCAGCCCAGAGGACCCUUAUUUCUCAUCUUCUGAAUGCCACAUAUUUGUUUUGUGUUCUGCACUGAUGUAACUGUGCUCCUCUCCACAGUGAGCUCCUUGCCACGGUUGCUGCCAGUUCAAACAGAACUCACAGAUGCCGUUGAUGGUGAAGGCGAAACAAAGUUUACAGGUCCUCCUGGGGUCUGAGGAUUAACUCUAGGGGGUGUGAUCUAAGGUUCAAAUCCACUCAUGCCUGCUUGCACUAGAGAAACUUGCCCCCAACUUUAGUUUUAUGCACAAUAUAAUCUUAAAAAUCCAAUCAGGUAUUGUAAAUUGGCUAUUUUGUACUUGAUGACUAGAUUUGCAUAUGUACUGUGAGAGCCCUGUGCAGAGGCAGGACAAACGGCAAUUGUUGUCUUCAUGUCUGUUGCCAAAAUGUCUUCAGAGGAAGCAAAAAGGGCUGUUGUGUGUACUGGUUUCCCAUGGAAAUCCAAGCAGUAACUAGUAGUAGUCCUAGCUCUUUCCCUAGCCCUCUCCAUUGUUUAUUAUAAUAGAUAUUUUGAGCUGUACUGGUGGCUUGGGGUGGAGUAAUACCAAGUGAAGGCUCUGUAGCCCCUUGUGAUGAUACUUGGCUUUCUAAUCUAGUCUCAGUUAAAAAUUCUGCUCAGUGAUUGUACACAGCAGAUCACUGUAAGUGAUGGUUGUACUCAUCUGCCCUUAGGAACAUCUGAAUGUUACCUUUGGGCAGAUAUCAUGCAUUAACUAAUUAAAUUUCCUGUUGAGUCUUGUUAGCGUGCAAAUUGAGCUGAUCUUGAUUGCAAGAGCCUCCUGGGCAAUGGCAUCUUCCUGGGCAGCUUUAGACUGUCACCUGGCCAAGUUCUAGCUGGCACCAAGGGUAGCUUGUGCAAGGUGAGACAGUGCUGCAGCUGGAGAGACCGGUGUUAGAACAGAGCAGUGCACAGAACGCGGGGCUGGCUGUGUGGUGGCACUGGCACCAGUACAGGUAACUGACCCAGCCCCUUGCUUGGUAGUUAGUGCAGUACCAGCACAGAGGUGCCAGCCUGGGCAGGGAGGUGCCAUAGCUGCUCAGAGGGGGAGAAUGGAGAAACAAAUAGGUGUGUUUGUAGGCCAUGGAGGAAUGUGAUCACCUGCUGUAAGCUUGUGGAACUCCUGUGACAGCGCACAAGAAACUGGUUUGGUUAAAGUCUGCAGGAAGGACAACUUUGACUAAACUUGUGUGCAGGUAGAAGUUGCUUUCUCCCUUGCUAAUCCACAUGUUGUCUUCUUUCUGGAAGCUGACAACAUUGUUUGGGAUGAGUGCCAGAACAGAUACCCUUUAAGCCUUUUACUGUCUAAAAAGCUUUCUUGCAGCAAGACUAAGAGAAGCAGCCAUAUUCAGUUCCCUCAGCCCAUUAUUUCUGUGGAAGCAAGUCCAGAACCACUGGUUGUACAGUCACUGGAGUAACUGUUUCUAGUGUCAUUGGGCAGGUCUAAGCUUUUGGCUCAGGAAGAUGGUGCUUGUAGCAAAGGUGAUUGAACAGCAGCAUUCACAAGCAUUUGGUACUUACAGGACGGCUGUGUUUGCCAGGAAUAUCAGAGCUUUCCUGGCUUCUCCUGCCUUGGAUAUGUUUGUGGCAUUGUUAGGGCAGCUUAAUGAGCUCCUAAGUGAGAGCUGAACCAAGCUGCAGCUGGUAGAUCACACUUUAGUGGAACAUGUCUUAACCCAGUCUGAGCAAGGCUUGUGCUUGAACACUUCUGGCAGGUGGGUGGGCUGGUGUGUACUCCCACUGUGUGUGAUACUUAAUCUUCAAUCAGCUGGUUUGUCGUCUUACAAGUUUUUUGUGUUGUGAGACCAGAGAACGCAGUGUGAGAUGAUCACGUGCCACAGCCCAGCACAGAAGAUGAGGCUGCAAAACCCUGAAAGUGUGUGACAGCUCCUGAAGAACUGGCUUUGGUCUGAUGUGCCAGGGGUUAGUUUGGUCUCUGCUGAUAGUACAUGGAAUUGUUUAUCCUGCAAGAACUGCUGUGGAUGGAAUUUCUGGGUCACCUCCUGCUGGUUUUAUGCUUUAUUAUGCAGUACUAAUAUGUAAAGCAAUUUGUUGAGUUUUAUGCAUAUUUUUAUUUUGUACAGAUUUUAAUUCUGUUGCUUGUUUGGGGAUGAUGUGAUGUAAUGGUCAUAGACCAGGCCAAGGUAAACAGGCUUUGUAUAUUAAUGUUACAUAGAUUGCAUGCUAGUAAAGUCAGUGAGGGUUGUGUUUCCAGUUUUGUCCCUUGUACUUCUCCUUGUCCAAAACCUUCUCUUCCCCACCCCCUUUUUAAUUUACAGGUUUGGUUUAAAAGGGGGUGGCAGAUGGGGGGUGGGGGAGAAACACCUCCGUAUUUUAAAUAAGCUGCACAACAUCUCUUCACUGCUGAGUUUUGCUGCCACAGCUCAUGGUGUUCUGCAUCACAGGCUGUUGAAGCGGGAGUGUGUAUGCAUAAGAGGUGGGGGAAGGAGACACUCCAGCAUAGCCCAAAGAGUGCUGAAUGGCCAAAAUGUUUAUGUUUCUCCCUUUGUGAGAACUGCCUUAGCCCAGCCAGCUGUUUUCAUUGUGCACAGAAAUUGUUCAGCAUCCUCUAGCGGUGUAUUUUGCCUUGGUUUGCUGUGUAGCAAAGGUUUCUUCCUUUCUCUUGGUGCCAGGGACAAAGCUAUUAACUACAGCUGCCCCUCUGUCACAUGUCCGCGUGAGAGGAGCUCUGACUGAGUCUGUCCACAUCUAGUGCUGAAGCAGGGUCAUUUUGGUGUCUUCAUUCCAGCCAAGGAGAGAUAGCUGAGGUUGCAUGUGUCUCACCCAUUCUUUCUCCUCCUUUUCCUCUUACCCCCAGCUGUUGCAGCAGAGGGCUGAGAGGGGCAGGAGAGGCAAUCAGCAACUUCUGUGUCUGAGGGUGUGUCCAUGUGCACUGGGCACCAGGGAGCUGAAGCAGUGCUGGAUCACUCACUGGUGUGACCGGUUAGACACAGACAGACUGAGGCACUGAAGAGCCACUGCUCUCACUAGAGGACAAGCUGUGGCUUGGCCCUGAGGCAGAUGACAGAACUUGUGUUACCAGGAGGUUGACCAUGUUCCUGGAAUUCAGCUUGUCCUUGCAGAUAGUUGAGUUGGAUGUCAUGAAAGUGUCUGGAGAUGUCUGCUGGUGUGAAGCACAGGACCUGUGGUGUGUGUCUGGGUGGCUUACUUGUGGGUGCCAGAAAGGCUUAGACCCAGCUAGUUCUUGCUAGAGCAGUUUAUUCUUUCACAGCUGCUGGGCAUUUUCUUUUUUUGCUGCUGAGGGUUCUUGGUGACAGCCAAAGUUGACAGUGGCAGUAACUGCAGCUUCUGAAAAGUGCCACUUUUACCUGGGAUGUAUCAGUUGAUCAUGAAAAACAAGCAAGGAAGUAUCAGGACUGAGGAGCCUUUUCCAGCAGUGGCUGUGUGGGCUGCCUGCCUGCUGUGAAUGUGCACAUUGUUGACUAGAGGUGGAAGAGGACUGUGUACUGACAAUGUUGCACUUCUGUGGUGUCUCCCACCUGUGCUUGAUUGUGACUUAAUGCUGUGCUCUUCCUAGCAACUUCUACCGCUCCUGGCAGAUGCUGUGGAUGCGCCUCUGCUGGAAAUGAGCUUGCUUUUUCAUUAGUUACAUCUCUGGGCUCCAUGCAUAGAGCAAAACUUCCAUGUUUUCCUUUCUGGAAAAGAUGGAACUUUAUGUGGUUUAGUAAACUGGGAGCAUUUAUAGAGCUUCUCCUCCCAGAGGUGUAACAGGACAUUUUGUAAAACAGGUGACACUGUAUUCUCUGCAGGCCUGUUUCAGAAGCUGCUGUUGAAAAGACCAUAGUGCUGUGGCUUUACUAGGAGUAGUAGUUGCAUUCAGGAUAGUCUUGAUCCAGAGUAUUGGGAGUCACUGGUGAAGCACUGCAGCAUUGCAGGCAGCAUUACAAACCCAUGCAGAGACUUCAGUACCUAUGUUGGCAACUGUGGCAGUAGAAUACAUACAGCACUGUUGCAUUCACUAAGGCAGGUAUUUACAACACGAACCUCUAGGGAAGGUGUUUGUGAAAACUGAGCACCAGCAGGAUCAUGGGCUACAGAUUCUGGGGUGCCAGUUACAAGAAUUUACUGUACUUAGAGUAUUCACCUUCCCCAGCUUCUGGCAUCUCCCAGUAUUUGGCACAGCUGCAUUUUGUAGAUAAAAUGGUUAUUACACAGAGGUCAGAACAGUACAAGAAGGGAACAAUGUGUGGUUUGUUUUGGAGAUUUUCUCCUGCAGUAGCUGAAGUCAAUGUGUAGUAACAGCCCUAUUAACCUACUUCUGAUGUUCAGACUUCAAGCAUAGUGGGACCCCCCACCUCAUGUCCAUGGGGACAUGCUGAAAGCUUAGUGCAGCCAAGGUUUGACAACUGCUGUUAAGAGUAAUUCACAGAUCAUGGUGUUCUGCUACUUUAAUUUGAAAAAAACCCACCCAUGUGUUUUGUAUAAUCUCCAGCCCAUGAUGGAAGAGGUUUGGGGCUUUUUUUUGUACUCUAAAUAUACUAAUUUUAUUAGCACCUGUGCUUAUUACAAGACAGUAAUGGCAGCAGCAACCUGCUGUCCAGAGGUAAGCCUACACCAAGGAAGCUGCUGAAUUCUGACAUGGGGACCCUGCUGAAAUGGGUGCAGUACAUUUGUUCCAGUUUCAUUUUACACCUCCGAAGAAUCCUACCACUAUUGACUAAUAGGAAGAGCUAUGUACGAAUUUAUUUCCAUUACAGCGCCUCGGUAAGUGCUGACAUGUCCGAGAUUUUUUUGUAAACAACAAGUGCUUCUUUUCACAUUUGAAAAAGUGUCUUUUGCAACUUGCAUGGACAAGUAGUUUCUAUGAAUUCUCUGGAGAUGUCAGUGUCUAACAUGGAUUUUGUCCAUGCACUUUUUUCUGAAAGCAGAUACCCCCACUUUGGUUUGCAGUUGGAGCAGCACUCUGUGCUUUUGCUUUUGGCACUGCUGAUGCAGUGGAUGGAUGCAGAGCCCACUGUAAAUGACCAAGCCCGCAGGACUCUGGGGAGCUGUAUGCCGCCAGUAAUGUUUUAGUGUGUGUGCCAUUUGAACCACCUUCCAGUGAGUGCAAAACCCAAUUUUUAAAUUUUUUUAAUUGUACUUGGAAUUAACUGUUGCUGUGUACUAAACCCUCUUGUUAUGAGCCCUAAAUAAAAGAACAAAGCACA